Molecule: messenger RNA, 1136 nt
Organism: Marasmius oreades (fairy-ring Marasmius)
Lineage: Eukaryota; Fungi; Basidiomycota; Agaricomycetes; Agaricales; Marasmiaceae
Exons: 6
Coding region: 36-1004 (322 amino acids)
Source: RefSeq, a predicted model, not a curated record
CUUCUUGCUAAUUUACCUCCAUUUUACGCUCCCAAAUGUCGAGCAACGACGGCGACUUCGUCGACCAGAUUCGAAAUGCGUACUUUAAUGCAUGCAAUUUUGAAUCCUUGAUGCGCGGGAUCCACAUAGCGGUCGUCGUAAAUGCUCUAUCCAAGAUAUAUACAGGACGGCAUCGUUCACCUCGAAGACACGUCGUAGCUUUCCUAAUAAUAAUUCUCUUCACGCUCUCUACGAUUCACAACGCCACAUACUGGGCAUACGUUCACCGUGCUUUCAUCUCUCACGGUGAAACCAGUCAGUCGACAGCAAAUGCACUGAACGAGUACCCAACAUGGUUUAUUGGUUUAACAUCGGUAUCGGACGUGAAUGCUAUUCUGGCCGACUGCAUCAUUAUCCGGAGAACAUGGGUAGUUUGGGGACCCGACUAUCGUGUCAUUAUCCUUCCCGUGAUAUCCACUAUGCUGAUGACAGUGUUCUCGAUCCUUGCAAUAUACCAGACCGUUACUUUCACGACGUUCGGCGUGGUCGGCGUCGACUACGCAACCGCGCUUUACGCAUCAACAUUUUCUACGACAGUAAUCUGCACGAUUGCCAUCGUUUACAAGGUCCUCAAAGUUGGUGGUCGUAAUAACUUACGCACAUAUCAAGGCGUGGUGGAGGUGGUGGUGGAGUCGUCUGUUUUGUACUGCAUUGCGACUCUGUUCGCAUUGAUAACAUACGUGAAGAGCGGUCCAGCUUCAGAGUUUGCUUCGGCCUUUUGGACGAGCGUAACAGGCAUAGCACCAACACUUCUUGUCGCCCGAGUGGCCUCUGGUGAAGCGCGUCCAGAUUAUACAUGGAAUGAUACUUCCAAACACGACUCCCCUCCAUUCCUGCGUUGGGGUGAGACACCCGUCACAUACGCGUACGAGCUCCAUAGAAAUAGGGAAAGUAUGACGGUCGAAGAUUUAUCUCUCUACGAUGGGGAGACCUCUACUUUACCUGCACUGGAAAGAAAAACGUGAUAUGGAACCCCAAUGAGAGUUUUUCGAAGAACAUCCUUUAAUUCUUGGCCUACCCUAUUUAAAUGUAUCUACGUCUCGAACUACAGAGAAACGAUCUCAGAAAAUUGAUUGCGACACAUUACUAGCCUUCAC